AUGGCUUUCCGUUCAGAGGAGGAUUUAUGCUGCCCUGCCUGUCAUGACAUUUUUAAAGAUCCCGUCCUCCUCUUGUGUAGCCACAGCUUCUGUAAAGCCUGUCUGCAGAGCUGGUGGAAAGAGAAGCAAAUCAAAGAGUGCCUGGUUUGUCGGACAGUGUGCGAGUGGAGUGAUCCACCUUGUAACCGGGCACUGAAGAACCUCUGUGAGGGAUUUUUGCAGAGUCAGAGAGCUUCAUCGGGGUCUGACAGUCUCUGCAGUCUGCACUCUGAAAAGCUCAAACUCUUCUGUCUGGACCAUGAGCAGCCCACGUGUAUCAUCUGUCGGGAUGCAAAAAUCCACGCCGACCAUCAGUUCAGACCCAUUGAUGAAGUUGCACAGGAACACAGAGAGGAGCUUCACACGUUCCUGAACCCUCUGCAGCACAAGCUGAAGCUUUUUAAUGAAGUUAAAGUGAACUUACAUCAAACAGCAGAGCACAUUAAAGUGCAGGCUCUGCAGAUAGAAAGGAGGCUUAAGGAGCAGUUUAAGAAGCUUCACCAGUUCCUAGAGGAGGAAGAGGAGGAACGGAUGUUAGCUCUGCGGGAGGAAGAGGCGCAGAAGAGCCAAGUGAUGAAGGAGAAGAUGGAGGCUCUGUGUAGGGAGAUGGCGAAUCUUUCAGACACAGUCAGAGCCACAGAGGAGCACCUCAGAGCUGGAGAUCCAUCCUUCCUGAGGACCUACAAGGCUGUGGUGGAAAGAGUCCAGCAGCACCCCCAGCUGGAUGAUCCACAGCUGGGCUCAGGAGCAUUGAUAGAUGUGGCCAAACACCUGGGCAACCUGACCUUCAACAUCUGGAAUAAGAUGACAGACAUGGUCUCCUACAGUCCUGUGAUUCUGGAUCCAAAUUCAGCCAAUCCAGAGCUCAUUCUGUCUGAAGAUCUGACUGGCGUGAGGCACGGAAAGAGAAGGCUCCUUCCAGAAAACCCGGAGAGGUUUGAAUUCUGGGAUUCUGUCCUGGGCUCUGAGGGCUUUAACUCGGGAACUCACAGCUGGGACGUGGAGGUUGGAGACAACAAGGACUGGGAGGUUGGGGUGAUAGCAGAGUCUAUGUGCAGGAGAGAAUUUGUGGGCUCCACAGUGUGGAGCGUAGAAUGCAGCCAUGCCGGAUACAGAGCGUUCUCCCCAACCAACAAAUACAUCGCUCUCUCCAUCACAGAGAAGAUCAAGAAGUUAACAGCAGCAGUCUGCCAGCGACCGCAGCAACAACACGGAGAGCUCUGUUGCAGAACUGUCUGCUACCAAUUUCACCUGGUGACAGCCAGAAGGUCGAGCAACCAGGUGAAGCUGGUACAGGUGAAAACACGAGAAAAUAAGGAAAACUAG
Messenger RNA from Maylandia zebra (zebra mbuna), 1365 nucleotides. RefSeq names its product E3 ubiquitin-protein ligase TRIM35-like. Gene Ontology annotation, molecular function: zinc ion binding. NCBI's taxonomy places the organism in Eukaryota, Metazoa, Chordata, Actinopteri, Cichliformes, Cichlidae. The record is from RefSeq and is a predicted model, not a curated record.